Trematosphaeria pertusa is the source of this 452-nucleotide messenger RNA. RefSeq lists its product as uncharacterized. The transcript has 2 exons. The record is from RefSeq and is a predicted model, not a curated record. The coding region runs from base 118 to 300 and encodes 60 amino acids. NCBI's taxonomy places the organism in Eukaryota, Fungi, Ascomycota, Dothideomycetes, Pleosporales, Trematosphaeriaceae.
CUUUUCUUCCACCUCUGACUCUGGGACGCAUAAAGUUACGAAUCUAUCGCCCGAUCAAUCUGAUUCCAACCCCUUCUUAACCAUCGGCGUUACCUCACUGCUCCGCUAAGCUACACCAUGUGCCAAAGAAUGCAUCCACGAGUCAAAUACGCUUGCGGGCACGAAGUCGAGCAGUACCCAUAUAUCCAGCAAUGCGACGAAGCGAAGCAGCGAGGCUCAGAUUGCACAAAUCCUACGGAUAAUUACAGUUUAGGCAUGUCGUCUAGGAAGGGCAAGUGCCCAGAUUGUGGGUCUAAUUAGGAUGUGGUCGUAUGCGGUGGAGUCAUUGAAUCUCUCCCGUCUCUGAUUGGAAUCAUGGAAACGAAGCUGCUCGAUAUGGGACGAUUGGUCUUGUCUAGAUAUACAAACCCUAUGGUAUGCUUCCAGCAGACUCCUUUUCCAGAAAUUCGGUA